This is a messenger RNA of Panthera uncia (snow leopard), 2678 nucleotides long. It is a transcript of the gene OLFM3, whose product is annotated as olfactomedin 3. Bases 19 to 1455 code for a protein of 478 amino acids. The transcript is spliced from 6 exons. Gene Ontology annotation, biological process: signal transduction. NCBI's taxonomy places the organism in Eukaryota, Metazoa, Chordata, Mammalia, Carnivora, Felidae. The record is from RefSeq and is a predicted model, not a curated record.
CUCAUUAGCUCCACAGCAAUGAGUCCUCCACUGCUGAAGCUUGGCGCUGUGCUUAGUACCAUGGCAAUGAUCUCAAACUGGAUGUCCCAAACUCUCCCAUCCUUGGUAGGACUGAACACCACGAAGAUGUCGACGCCAGAUACCUUAACCCAGAUUAGUCCCAAAGAAGGGUGGCAAGUGUACAGUUCAGCACAAGACCCUGAUGGACGAUGCAUUUGCACAGUGGUGGCUCCAGAACAAAACCUGUGUUCCAGGGAUGCCAAAAGCAGACAGCUUCGCCAACUUCUGGAAAAGGUUCAGAACAUGUCCCAGUCUAUUGAAGUCUUAAACUUGAGAACUCAGAGAGAUUUCCAGUAUGUUCUAAAAAUGGAAACCCAAAUGAAAGGGCUGAAGGCCAAGUUUCGGCAGAUUGAAGAUGAUCGGAAGACACUAAUGACCAAGCAUUUUCAAGAGUUGAAAGAGAAGAUGGAUGAACUCCUGCCCUUGAUCCCAGUGCUAGAACAGUACAAAACAGAUGCCAAGUUAAUCACCCAAUUUAAAGAGGAAAUCCGGAAUCUGUCUGCCGUCCUCACUGGGAUUCAAGAGGAAAUCGGUGCCUAUGACUAUGAGGAACUGCACCAGAGGGUGCUUAGCCUAGAGACCAGGCUUCGCGACUGCAUGAAAAAGCUGACAUGUGGCAAAUUGAUGAAAAUCACAGGCCCAAUUACAGUCAAGACAUCUGGAACCCGAUUUGGUGCUUGGAUGACAGAUCCUUUAGCAUCUGAAAAAAAUAACCGAGUCUGGUACAUGGACAGUUAUACUAACAAUAAAAUUGUUCGUGAGUACAAAUCAAUUGCAGACUUUGUCAGUGGGGCUGAAUCAAGGACAUACAACCUCCCUUUCAAAUGGGCGGGAACUAACCAUGUUGUCUACAACGGCUCACUCUAUUUUAACAAGUAUCAGAGUAACAUCAUCAUCAAAUACAGCUUUGAUAUGGGGAGAGUGCUUGCCCAACGAAGUCUGGAGUAUGCUGGUUUUCACAAUGUUUACCCCUAUACAUGGGGUGGAUUCUCUGAUAUCGACCUAAUGGCUGAUGAAAUUGGGUUGUGGGCUGUGUAUGCAACUAACCAGAAUGCAGGCAAUAUUGUCAUCAGUCAACUUAACCAAGAUACCCUGGAGGUGAUGAAGAGCUGGAGCACUGGCUAUCCUAAAAGAAGUGCAGGGGAAUCUUUUAUGAUUUGUGGGACACUAUAUGUCACCAACUCCCACUUAACUGGAGCCAAGGUGUAUUAUUCAUAUUCCACCAAAACCUCUACAUAUGAGUACACGGACAUUCCUUUUCAUAACCAAUACUUUCACAUAUCCAUGCUUGACUACAAUGCAAGAGAUAGAGCUCUUUAUGCCUGGAACAACGGUCACCAGGUCCUGUUCAAUGUCACACUUUUCCACAUCAUUAAGACUGAGGAUGACACAUAAGCAAAUGUAAUUUGUUUUCAUUUAUCUAAACAGUGUCAUUUGUGAUAAACUCUUUAGAAUCCCUUCUGUUGUUCCUUUAUUAGAACUCCUCAUCAUUUCUCCAAAGCAUUUUUUUAUUAUCAAGUUGGUUUUUCAAAAAUACAGCUGAGCCUGUCUAAAUCAGCCUGUUGGAAACACAUCUUAACUCCUAAAUUUACAGGGCCUAUCAUGUCCUUGUCAUGAAAAGCACUAAAAAGAGUUUAAAUGGCUAAAGUCAUAGUUUUGCAAAAGAUUAAUGAUCUGCCUUAUAUUAGAGUCAGAGACUAAUGAUGGCUUAAAUGCAUGAAUGUCUUUUUUUUUUUUUUUAUCGUCAUUUUUUUACUGUCUUUUGCUCUACAUCAGGAAAUAUUUUGGUAGGAAUUAGGGGAAAAAAAGCACUUUCCUCCCAUUUCUAAAAAAGAUUUAAGGAUUUUAUUUAUAUGGAAAAAUUAUAGUACUCAUUUUGCUGUUCUAGAAUUCUCUGAUGCGGUGCUGUACAGUCAUUUUUAAAUCUCUUGCUAACAUUUUAUUGGCAAUAUGUAUUUCUACCAUUGCAACCACCAUUGUGCAAUUGUAUCUCUUCACUUCUGUGAAAGUAAGUAAUAUUUUUUAUAAAAUACACUGAAGUUUAAUCUCAGUAAUUAUUAUGGGCCAAUUUUCAAGUGUGGUCAAGAAGGAAACAUCUUCAACUUAACCCUUUAUUUAAAACUAUAAACCAGAAGAAAAAAAAAUCAAACUAAAUCCCUUACAUAGAAUAUUUAUAUUACCCCAGGUUUAUCACACUAACACUGAACGCUAAAACUGAUUCCGUAAGGAUGAGUUACUCUGUUCACUGCACUGAAAGCAACCCUUAUUGUCGCUCGCAAAAAAUGCAACAGAGUCAGAAAAUUUGGAUUUGACUGGAUUUUACUCAUUUAUGAUUCAACUAAACAAAUUUUGUUCUUCCUAAUAUAUAGUGUUGUAACUUAAGUUUUUACACACAACUUGCAACUUGUGUCAGGAAUCUGAAAGUACAUGAAGCACAUAAAAAAGACUCUUAGAAAGAAUCUUCCUGUGAUGUCAUCUAGAUUUACAUUAUGAGCUGUAGAGGGUUACUGGCAAUAUCAGUGUGAAAGAAAAUAGCAAGACUUGGAAGUUGUCUGUGCGGUUUAAAUGUACAAAAAAACAAUUCAGAAAACAAGAUGAGAAAGCAACCCUUUGUUACC